This is a messenger RNA of Perkinsus marinus ATCC 50983, 957 nucleotides long. Its product is annotated as protein phosphatase 1 regulatory subunit 12B, putative. Gene Ontology annotation, molecular function: protein binding. The coding region runs from base 1 to 957 and encodes 318 amino acids. The record is from RefSeq and is a predicted model, not a curated record. The transcript has 9 exons. NCBI's taxonomy places the organism in Eukaryota, Perkinsozoa, Perkinsida, Perkinsidae.
AUGCGUCUUCUGAUCACUAUGAUGGUUCUGCCCAUGGUCUUACAAAUCCUCAUUGUGAGAGCAUCGACUCAAAGUGAACUAUCUGAAGACGAUCCGUAUGCUAUGGCUGAUGAACUCCACGACGUUGAAGGGGAUACUGUUCUGGUCACGUUGUCGCGUAAAGGCGAUAUCAUGCAGUUGAAGCAAUUCUUUGAGGAUUCCUCAGCUGAGAAGAAGAUUAAUGAGAAGGGUGGUAUGGGCCACACUGCGUUGAUGGCCGCGAGCAUAUCUGGACAAUCAUGGGCGGUGAGAUUUCUACUACAGCAUGGUGCUGAUCCCAACAUUGCCGAUGGUCAGGGAUACACUCCAAUUCAUGCUGCGGCUUAUCAAGGUCGAUAUAAAGUGAUGGAGGCUCUGUUGGAUUCGGAUGUGAAUCCUCUGCAUCAGCACGCUGAUGGUCUCCAGCCACUUCAUCGUGCGUGUGCUGGACCACUCAAACGCCAUGCAAAAACUGUACAAGUUCUGCUGAGCUCGGGUAAAGUGAAAUAUAAUGACGUGACCUCCAACGGUUUGAACUGUGAGCUGCUUACUCGUAACCCCGAUGUUAUGUCGCUGAUUGCGCCACAGGCCAUGGCUCAAGCAAAAUGUGAUCCGAUUGACGUAAAUGAGGCCAGUCAUCCCGAAGGUGUUAAAUUGCAUAAGGACUUGGUCUGUACUGCCGCUGAGGAAAAGCGAGCGGAGAAAGCUGCUGCUGCGCUGGAGGCUGAGCUGGAAGCAAUGGAUGAUGAAGAUAAUGAUGAUGAAGACGUUUCUAGAACGACUAUUCGUAGUGCGAGUGGAGCACAAGUUGACGAGGAUGGAAGAGUUGUUGUCUCAGCUGCUGAGACGCAUAUUGAGGUCGACUGGGAUAAGGAGGCAGAGGAUGAUGAUGAAGAUGAAGAUGAAGAUGAUUAUGAUUUGGUUGACGCUGAGAUCUAG